GUCCCACACUCUCAGUCAGAGCGCGGCGUUGACAGCUCCUGGCCACUCAUCAGCCCACUUUCUCGGGUUUUCACGUCUCUAUGUAAAACUGCUGAAAAGAAGCUCUGACUUUUGCAAAAAAAAAAUUUGCACGCAGCGAAACAGGAAGACCGUCCAGCGAAACCCCCUCUACGUGUGUUUUUUUUUUUUAAAUUCUAGCCGUAUCACAGUCUCACCGCUCCCCGCACGAUGUCUGGAGAGGACGCACCUGCCCAGCAGCAAAACGCCGUGGACCAGAAGCAGGAGACCAAACCCGCAGACGAGCCCAAGUCCGAGCCGCCCAAGACCGAGUCCGCGCCCGCGGGCGCCGCGGAGGCGGCGGCGACCCCCGCCGCCGCCACCGAGAAGGCCCCGGAGGAGGAGACGUUCACGUACCGCGCGCUGGUGCUCACCGGCUACGGCGGCUAUGAUAAAGUUAAGCUGCAGGUGAAGAAGGGCAAGCCGGCGCUGAAGGCGGGCGAGGUCCUGGUGCGGGUCAAGGCUUGCGGGCUGAACUUCGCGGACCUGAUGGCGCGCCAGGGGCUGUACGACCGGCUGCCGUCCCCGCCGGUCACCCCGGGGAUGGAGUGCUCCGGGGUGGUGGAGGCUGUCGGCGAAGAAGUGACGGACAGAAAGGUGGGGGACAAGGUGAUGGUGCUGAACCGCUUCGGGCUCUGGCAGGAGGUGGCGGCGGUGCCGGCGAGCCACACCUUCCUCAUCCCCGAGGGCAUGAGCUUCGAGGAGGCGGCGGCGCUGCCCGUCAACUACAUCACGGCCUACAUGAUGCUGUUCGACUUCGGCAACCUGCGGCCCAACCAGAGCGUCCUGGUCCACGCCGCCGCAGGCGGCGUGGGCAUAGCGGCGACCCAGCUGUGCAAGACAGUGAAGGACGUGACUGUGUUCGGCACGGCGUCCUCCAGCAAGCAUGAGACCAUCAGCGAGGGCGGCGUCACGCACGCCAUCGACUAUCGCACCAAGGACUACGUGGAAGAAGUCCGCAAGAUCAGCCCCAAAGGGCUGGACAUUAUACUGGACCCUCUUGGAGGAUCAGACACCCACAAGGCCUACAACCUGCUGAAGCCCAUGGGCAAACUCAUCACUUAUGGUGCAGCUAACAUGCUGGCGGGCCAGAAGAAGAACCUGAUCGCCGUGGCCAAGAACUGGUACCACCAAUUCUCCAUCCACACGCUCAGCCUGAUCCAGGGGAACAAGUCCGUGUGUGGCUUCCACCUGGGCUACCUGGACGGGGAGACGGAGCUCAUCUCCCAGGCCAUGAGCACCAUUUUGGACCUCUACAAGCAGGGGAAGGUCAAGCCCCGCAUCGACUCCACUUGGCAUCUUGAACAGGUGGGCGACGCCAUGAGAAAGAUGCAGGAGAGGAACAACAUCGGGAAAGUUAUCCUCACCACAGAGCCGAUGCCCGAGGAGGAGAAGAAGGAAGAGCCCAAGAAGGAGGACAAGAAAGAGGACAAGAAGAAGGAGGACAAGAAAAAGGAUGACAAGAAGAAGGACGAUGGCAAGAAGGAGGAGAAGAAGGACGACAAGAAGAAGGAAGAGCCCAAGAAGGAGGAGAAGAAGGAGGAAGAGAAGAAGGAGGAGCCCAAGAAGGAGGAGAAGUGAGAAGAAGAGGAGGGAAAGUCGAGCAGACCAGCAGGGGGUCUGUGUCCUGGGAGCGGGGGUUGUGGUGUGGGGGGGGUGCCUGGGUGGGGUUGGGGGUUAGCUAGGAGGGGAGAUCACAAAAAUGAUCACACCAAUGUCAGUCUUUCAUCCUCAUGAGCGAUUUCUCAGGCCUGGCUCCAGCCACCUUCCUUCCUCCAAUCUCAUUUUCUUGCCUUUAUCUAAAACCCAGUCACCUGUUACACGCGUACGCUCCAGUUGUUUUCCUUCUGCUUCACCAGAUUAAUAACGCGUCCUCAACGCUCGAGAGGUUUUUCCCAUCGGGAAUGACAGAGACAAGAAAGCCACGGAUGGUUGUGGACAGGGUCCAGGCCUGGGGCAAAUUGCCCGUUUCCAUGACAACCACAGUCCCUGCUCGCUCACUGGUCCCACCCUCGACCCCCAGGCCCCUUUCUCACCUCAGCUCCCACUGUGCUAAAUCGCUCUGCUCUGACUUCCACCUGCCACCUCCUGUCCUCCCCCGCCCCACCCCCCUCCCUCACUGCGCUGAGUCCGCCCUCACCUCCCACAUCACCCACACCCGUCGUCCACGGGCCGGACUCGCAGACAGGCGCAAAGACAGGCAGAUAGACGCAGAACCACGCCCACCCACACGUCUCUUGGUGUCCAAAGCUUAGUUAUGUCACAGUAUGAGUCAGACCCGACUGUGAUUGGCUGAUGCACCCCACCUUCCCUGGACACAUUUGCAUCAUGGAUUUGAUCAUCAUGUUUGACAAUAGUGUUAACGCUACCAUUGGUUAUUGUGGCCUUAGCUUGGCUAUAAGCAGCAUCAGUUAUCUGGAAACUGCUCCACAAUGCAUGUGUUCACUGAAGUUCAUGCAGUGGCUGCAGUUUUGCCCUUGCCUGAAUAUGAAUUUCCUUAAUAAUGAGCCUUUCUGUGCAGCAUUGAAUGGGGAGGCAGAAAUCAUUGCUCAGCUUCCUUCUCCCUAGUUACAGAUUUUUCUAGCUGAACAACUGUUGGCAAGCGGAGCGCGCUGCCAAUUAAGAGAGAAUUUGUUGCUGUUCAAACAAGCCACAAAACGUACACACUCUGAAUGCGAUGAAAGAGGCACUGUCGCGCUGAGACAGUGAAGCGUCUGAAAUGAGCAAGUUAAGAAGGUGAAUGCCGGCCCUGCUCCCUCUGGAUCAGGCUUUGCCUCCCUGAUCCUCCUCGAGGCGCUGCGUGGCAUUCAGCCUCUCGCCUGCCCAUCACUGACCAGAGAGAGGGGAAUUCAAUUCAAGCUGCCGUCCAUACUUUGUCUCCUCUCCUCCUCCCCACUCUCUCUCUCUCUCUCUCUCUCGCCUCUUUCCAUUUCCCUCUCUAUGGUCGGCAUAGCAACAGGCGUCAGGCUCAUCAGAGAUGGCACUGUGGUCUGUUCUUCUGACUCUCUCCUUUCUCUAACCCUGUAUUUAGCAACGGUCACAGCCAUUUACUAGAAUUUAAGCAGGUGUAAAAUGUAUUUGAGAUUCUGUAAAUACCGAGGUGGUGAAGCAGAUUUCAGGGCAUUUUGAAGCUGAAUUAAGCCGAAAUUGAAGUCUAGCCUUGACAAUGUGUGCAGUCUUUAGACAGAACCGGCGCACCGCUCCCCCUAAUGGCCAGAAUGGGUUUCGUCUGGCUGUCCUGACGUUAGAAGUCUGUUAGGUGUGUUCUGCGUUGUUUUGGAUCAUAAAUCGUCGGUGUGGGUGGAUGCCAACCUUGCAUCUUCAUCAUCACCAUCUUCCUGCCUGUCUGCCUGUGAGCCCGGCCUCGGUGUCCAGACUCAGAUGGUGACUAGUAACUUUGUAAAAAAAAAUCAGAAAAAAAACAAAAGCAAAAUGUCCAAAAAAAGAAGAGAGGAAAAAAAAGUUGUGUUAGCAUGAGUGGCCUCCCUCAUGUGCUGUGUGUGGUGUGCCAUUGUGUGUGAAAAGAUGUGUGUCCUCAGGUCGUUCGUCAGGUUUCAAAAGCACCCACCCGACCCUCACAUUUCCCCAUCGCACUACUCUGCUACAGUAUUAUGUAGCUUUCCCGCCACAGCCCUUCUUCUUCUUCUAUCUCUCCCUCUGUCUGAUAAGAGGCAUGUGUUGUGAGGACAGUUGGUAUUAGUAUUUUGCACUCUGCUCGCUGAUGCACUUACAGGCAUGGCGGUCACGCUCCAGCCCCAACGCAGGCUCCCGGUUCUGCCCCACGUCCGCUGCCUGCUUCCUCUCAUCCACUCCCGGCGUCUCUGCUGCGGCUCGGCGAAAGCGCAGGUGGCACCGCAUGCGCACGCGCGACGGUCGCCGCCUCGGCCGACUGCGCUGGGGCGGCGGCAGAAAUCGGAGCGCGCGCGUCCGUCCUUAAGAGGUGGAGCGGGGCGGGGCGGGGCGAGCUGGGCUGGCGCGCGACCGCCAUGCAGGUGUGGGGAGUGACUGUGUCCCGUUAGCCUCUGGUUAGUGUUCUGUUCUAAUCUGCUGGGCUCCCUUUGUGAACCUGUGGACGGUGCUUCUGUUCCGAGUGCCAUGUGAGAAACAAACGCUUCAAUUAAAAAAAAAAAGUAUCUUUUACUUAAUAUGUUAUUUUGAUUUACCUGUAUAUUUUUUUUGUUUGUUUGUUUUGUUAUCCAAGGGUUUAAAGUUCAAAGUUCAUACUCUACGUGGGGACCUGCUAACCUGCACUCCUUUUAAAUGUGAUGAAGUCUUUCUGUUGGUCUGAACCAUGUGUGCCAAAAUGUAUGUAUAUUCCUCUGUCGAUGCUUUGAAUAUUAACAGUGCAUAAAAGUAUGAAAAAAAUGAAAGAAAAUCUGUUUUGGAAGCAUUUCUGUCAACCAUGGGGUAAAAAAAACCACAGUUCUCGUCAAAGUUGAUCCCAAAUGUUCAUGGGUGCUACUGACGAUGUCUUUGCUGCAGUUUACAAACGGUUUAACACAAUUCGCUGUUUUGGACCGGUUGCAGUCUUGCCGGAGCGCAGGCCCGGCCCCAUUCGCGCGUACCUCCAGCUGAGGCGGCUCCUCCGUGUUUGUAUCUUCUCUGUGUUGGAAUGUGAUUGAUAUGUCGACAGGCCGGGUUCAUUUCUCCUGUGUGUUUACGACAGUAUCGCAGAGAAAAAGGCACUUUUAGGUUCACAAACUUCCCGACAAGACGGAUUAAAUCAGCAGCAUUCCUCCAAAUCUGAACCUUAGUGACUUCCCCUCUAUGGGUUUGUUCAUUUUCUUUACAAAUGACCUGGGCAGCAAGUGAGGGACCAGAUGUUUGCAUGCAGCUGUGGCGCGGUAUCUCUGCACAGCUGCACACAACCCUCAUCCUCUUGGUCGAUCUCAUCUCAGCCCUGGCCUGGUGCAGAUGCAACACUUCCGCUGCACAGCUGAUCUCCGUUCAGUCCUUCCUCUUUCCCCUGUGCUGCAUCCGCGGAGCCUCUUGGCCGGCGAAGCGGUCACGGCGCAGCAGCAUCCAGCCGUUCUCACUCCGCGCACAUUUGUAGCAAAUGAAACAUCGCUCUGACAUCUGGAAUUAGAUGUUGCAUGCAUUCAUCAGCAUGUGGAAAACAGAUUAUCAUCCCGUUUCUUUCUAACAUGUUCCUCAUGGCUCUUUUAUGCUAAGAUGCCUUUGAGAUGAGCUCAAUCAGUGGGACGGGCGUUUGGCGUCUGGGGUUGAGGGUUCAAGUGGAUCCGUCACUUGAACUCCAGCCCGCUUCUCUCUGCUUUGGCCUGACGCCCGAGCGCUUUUCCACCGUGGCGAGGCUGCACCUUGAAAUGGUCUCGCAUCAUUCCAGACACUUAUGCAAAAGUAUUCAACAACUCAGUGAUGCAUGUAAGAAGUGGAAAAUAAAGUGGUAAUUUUCAGAACAUCUGCAGUGUGGGAUUCGAUAUGAAUCUUCACUGCUUCUGGUUUUACAUUGAACAUGCGUGUAAUAUUUUCAACAGCUACUCCUCCAAGUGUCUUGGCUUGUACAGCCGCCGUCCCUCGCAGGCCCUUUCUUUUUGUUUUACCCAUGAUUCCUCAGGCCGCUCCAAAAAGCAGUUUUCCUCAUUUCACUUUUGCUUUUACCGACACACUUCGCGUCACACCUGAGGUGACAUCGUCCUGUUUCCCCGCACACCGAGUUCACUGCGCAAUCUGCCACUAUCCGUGUUUGAUGUGAGCUUUAUAUUAUACUGUGAGUCAAAGUCGGGCCGCCGUGUUCACCCGUCCGCACCGAGAGCCACAUCUGCCUGCAGCUAUUGUUUUCAAGGUGUUCUAAUGCAACCACAUCACACGCGCACGACGAAGCCUUGUCACCUUCUCUACGGGGGUGCAUGUCUCAUUGAGCGGAAUAGAAGGCGCGCGUCUGUGCAGCUCCGUCUCCUUGUGUUGUGCGGGAGGAGAACGCACUUCCAGUCGUAUCACGUUGCCAACUGAAGCCAAUCCACUGCCCCCCCCGACUCCCCGGCCCCACGUUCAGCACGGGCCCCCGUCACAGCGCGUUCACGACACACCUUAAACUCUGGGACUGCUUCAGAACCUCGCGUCACAUCCGUGCCACCACGCUCGUCCUGCUAGAGUUCAGUCGUCCGUGGUGGUUUUCUACAGGGCAUACCCAAUAGGUUGACUUCCAAGCUAGCGCUCCUCGGCCCCGUCCGUCCGACCGUCCUUGUGUUGUAUUUUUCCCCCGGUUGAAAACGCUCUUCUUGUCUCAACUUUGUUUUUUAAACCCUUUGAAUUGAUGCUGCUUCUGUGCUUGACUCUGGGUUUACUGCGUGGUGCCAUGUUGUCCACAUGGCCUCUAGAGCUUGUAACGCUUCAGUGUGUAAUGUUACCAUAUGCCUUACAUGUUUUCCAGGACUAAUAAAAAAAGCAUAACAAAAAGCCAGAA
Molecule: messenger RNA, 6481 nt
Organism: Betta splendens (Siamese fighting fish)
Lineage: Eukaryota; Metazoa; Chordata; Actinopteri; Anabantiformes; Osphronemidae
Gene: vat1
Product: vesicle amine transport 1
Exons: 6
Coding region: 229-1638 (469 amino acids)
Molecular function (GO): zinc ion binding; oxidoreductase activity
Source: RefSeq, a predicted model, not a curated record